UCUAGUGUUGACAAAAGCAUGACGUUUCCAAAGAUGCUUUUUUUUUCAGGUGAUAUAGAGGUUUGCAGGGGCACCAUCAAAGAAACAGCGCUUCCUGCACCGUACCAGUUACAAUACAUAUAAACUCAGCAGCAACUUCAGCACUCUCAAAUCGGCUAUAUAUAGCAGGGUUCUCUACAGGCUGCAUCCCACAGUUAUAUCCAGGCUCUGGUAAAACUGGAGGAUUUUGUACACAUUCUGCCAGGACAGACAGAAGGACUCUUGGGUUGCAAUACAUGCUUCUGAAAUUUUACGAGGAGGCUAAAAGAUGAGGGGAGUCAUGAGGCUAUCUGUAUUUAAAGCUCUUGUUAUGUGCAUCGCCUGCGGAGCAAGUGCAUGGGUAGUGACCAAUUCCACUGACACGUUGUCAGCACCAAGGAAUGCCACUGACAUCGGCUCAGCUUUGAAACAUCAUUUGGACUCUGCGAAUAUCCACAAAACUAGACGGAGGCGAUACAUUUCCCAGGACGAUAUGAUUGCUAUUCUCGAUUACCACAAUAAAGUUCGAGGCAAAGUCUUCCCACCUGCUUCAAACAUGGAGUACAUGGUGUGGGAUGAGAAUCUUGCAAAGUCAGCUGAAGCCUGGGCAGCCACGUGCAUUUGGGAGCAUGGACCUCAAUAUCUUUUGAGAUUCUUGGGCCAGAACUUAUCUGUGAGAACCGGACGCUACCGAUCCAUUCUUCAGCUUGUGAAGCCCUGGUAUGAUGAAGUCAAUGACUAUGUUUUUCCAUACCCUCGUGACUGCAAUCCCAGGUGCCCUCUAAAGUGCUAUGGGCCGAUGUGUACACAUUAUACUCAGAUGGUUUGGGCCACUUCAAAUCGAAUUGGCUGUGCAGUCAACACUUGUCAUAAUAUGAAUGUGUGGGGAUCAGUAUGGAGAAGAGCUACAUACUUGGUAUGCAAUUAUUCACCAAAAGGGAAUUGGAUUGGAGAUGCUCCCUACAAAGUAGGAGUUCCUUGCUCAGCAUGUCCACCAAGUUAUGGAGGCACAUGCAGCAACAACAUGUGCUUUCCAGGUGUCACCUCAAACUACCUAUAUUGGUUUAAAUAAGGUAUCUCAAAUUCAGCUCUCUAUGACAAUAAAAGGCUUAUCGUGGGAUUUGCACAAAAAAGUAUUUUGUCUAUAAAUUCCCAUUUAAACUGUGUUCAUCAUACAUUAACUAUUUUUUCUAUUGAACAAGCAUAAUAGGUCUUGAACCAGCAUAAGAAAAUGGAUCAGAGAUUUUCUUAAAGCUGAUUGGUCAAUAUGAGGUCCCAAAUUUCAGUUUAUUGACCUUGAAUGUUAUCUUUCAAACUGUGUUUAAUCACUGUUCCAAAUCAAUCCGCCAGAAAAGCCAUAACGUAAAUAUAGUAUUCAUUUAUGCAAGGUACCUAUUUUCUGCUCAGUGAAAGAAAUCUCAGUUGUUGUACACACCCUCUCAAUGUUGUGUUUUAAUGUAGACUAAAGUCUGAUGCAUUCAAUCUAUCCAUUUAAAUUUACCAUAGCAAAUAAAAGGUAAAAAGAAAAUGAAAAUAGUGUUUGCUGGCAGCGAUAAUAUACAGUGACCACAACAACAAUAGCAACUAGUUCUCUGGUUUGAAUGAUAAAUUGUAGAAAUCAAGCAACUGGAUGCAGACUGAUUGCUUUCAGUAACUUUAUUCAUGCCAUAAAAACAACAUAGACACGGUGCUCUCUUCUCUAACAAGCCAGGAAGAGGCUUUGAAUAAACUUCAUGAACACACACUUCCAGAACAAACUGCAUGAUCAGCAUUAGCAUAUUUAGGCUACUAGAUAUUUUAAUUUACUAAACUUUUUUUUUUUUUCGCUAAUAGAUUUUAGGGCCUAAAGGUAACGUAAAUGCUAAAACUUACACAAAUGCACAAACCUGCACUCAAAUCCUAAUUAAAAAAAAUAAAAAGUUACACAUACUUUUAUUCUUUUACACGUUUUACAAACAGUUCACAAACCAUCUUCGCUUUUGUGUACGUGGUUCCUGAACUGAAAACGCCUCCAUAUAAGUAGAAGAUUUUUUUUUUAGUCAUGAGGUAUUAUUUAGGCUAAUGGAAAUAUCCACAACACCGUCCACCGCUAAUACUGAAACCUGAAGGCUGCCUGACCACAGACAGAAUUCUGCAAAACAUUCAUUAGCACCAAAAACUUUCAUCGAGGUUGAUUGGCUGGUUUUGGUGUAUAAAAAAAUUAAUUUGGACAAAUUGUGUUCUUGUUUAGUAUUUGCUGACCAAUAGAUGAACUGCGCUUUCAAUUCAGCAAGUUAAAAUUAAAAAGACGUUACUUGUGCGGAUUGAUGUUAAAUUUAAUUCACAGGUGAAGCUGUGAUGUUCCAGCAGGCAUCUACUAGGGUUGGGUGAUUCCAAAAAUAUGCAAGUCGAUUCUAGAAUCGAUUCCCGGUCUGUGAAUUUAUGGCAAUUAUUGAACAGAAUAUAUAAACUGUAUUUAGAAUGACUUUAUUUUGUUGUUUUUUAAGAUAUGUUACUACAGCAGUGGCUUCACAUCAUUGUAACAGAAAUGUAGCAGUCUGUUUCAUGUUCAUGAAACUGAUUUAUACUAUAAUGGCAGGUUGAAUAAGCAAGAUUUUCAGUACAAUGCAAUUUUAUUGAUUAGAAAGACAUAAAAAAAAGACAAAUCGAGCCCCUGAGUGUCCACACCAGUGAACUCACUCGGCUGUGUACCGGAACAAUAGCGCUAACCAGUGCCAACCAGUAUUUAACCUAAUUCACAAAAACACAAAGUUUUGAAUAUGUCCUAAUACCCCCUAGUAUUUACUAACAAAAAGAACAUAGGAUAAAAUAAAAUGUAAAAUAACAA
Polyodon spathula (Mississippi paddlefish) is the source of this 2845-nucleotide messenger RNA. Its product is annotated as peptidase inhibitor 15-like. The record is from RefSeq and is a predicted model, not a curated record. The coding region runs from base 308 to 1090 and encodes 260 amino acids. NCBI's taxonomy places the organism in Eukaryota, Metazoa, Chordata, Actinopteri, Acipenseriformes, Polyodontidae. Gene Ontology annotation, cellular component: extracellular region. The transcript is spliced from 6 exons.